AUGAGCGACAAUUUUUGCGAUCGACUUUACGUCGGCGGCUUCGCACCGACACUAAACAGUCAAAUGGUCAAGGCUCUCAUAAGCGAGGCAAGUAUUCCAUUCGAAGUCACCAUCGAUGUUGUCGAAAACGGAUCAAAGAAGCAUCGCGGAUUUGCGUUUGUGCAAUGUCGAAAUUCGCAAGAAGCUGCAUUGCUGUUAGCCAAAUACUCGAAAACAUUUUCAAAAGUGAAUUUUGCGAAACGUGAGCCGAAGCCACCAGAUACUAUAAUGCGAAAUAUAUCGAAUGUAUUCGUGCGAGGAAUCACACGGGAAAUGACUGAUACCGAACUAUACGAUGCAUUCGGAGGUUCUCAGAAUGGAGUCGUACAGUGCCACGUGGCAGACGGAUACGGAUUCGUAUUAUUCGAUACUCGGACAAAUGCCGAAAAGAAAAUUACAGAAAUGAAUGGGAAAAUAUUGAAGGGCAGUCGAAUAUCGGUCACUUGGGCCCGUCCAGAUACAUUGGGCCGAAAAAGGAAACGACCUGACGAAACACUCAAAAUGUAUGUUGAAUUGAAUUCGCCUGAUAUGACAGUCUUGCCAUUCAAACGACCGACACCUCAAAUCCCUUUGAUAAAUCCCAGUGUUUACAGUAACCUUCCGCUUUUUCCGAAUUACGUUUUGAUGAACCAACCGCCCAUUCAAACAUAUCCAACAAUUUUGGGCACAACACCGAACGAUUUCGAUCUUCUACGAUUGAUGUUUUAG
This is a messenger RNA of Caenorhabditis bovis, 747 nucleotides long. The record is from the annotation of a GenBank genome assembly. Lineage: Eukaryota; Metazoa; Nematoda; Chromadorea; Rhabditida; Rhabditidae.